GAGAGAGCAGUUGGUGGGCCGGAAAUACGCAGGUCGGCGCGGGCUCCUGGUUGCAGCGGGACGGCCGCGCCGCAGCAUGACCCAGUCGGUGGUCAUACAGGUCGGCCAGUGCGGAAACCAGAUUGGCUGCUGCUUCUGGGACCUGGCGCUGAGGGAGCACGCCGCGGUCAACCAGAAAGCAAUUUAUGAUGAGGCAAUAAGCAGCUUCUUUAGAAAUGUGGAUACCAGAGUGGUUGGUGAUGGUGGCAGUAUUUCCAAAGGGAAAAUUUGUUCUUUAAAAGCACGAGCUGUCUUGAUUGACAUGGAGGAAGGCGUAGUAAAUGAAAUUCUUCAGGGACCAUUGAGAGAUGUAUUUGAUAGUAAGCAGCUCAUCACUGAUAUUUCUGGCUCAGGGAAUAAUUGGGCUGUGGGUCACAAAGUGUUUGGCAGUCUUUAUCAGGAACAGAUUUUAGAGAAACUCAGAAAGUCAGCAGAGCACUGUGAUUGUUUGCAGUGUUUUUUUGUAAUACAUUCCAUGGGAGGAGGAACAGGAUCUGGACUUGGCACAUUUCUUUUAAAGGUGCUUGAGGAUGAAUUCCCAGAAGUAUAUAGAUUCGUGACUUCAGUUUAUCCUUCUGGUGAAGAUGAUGUCAUAACCUCGCCUUAUAAUAGCAUCUUGGCAAUGAAGGAACUUAAUGAGCAUGCAGACUGUGUGUUGCCCAUUGACAACCAAUCUUUAUUUGACAUCAUUAGCAAAAUUGACCUCAUGGUGAAUUCUGGAAAGUUGGGUACAGCUAUAAAGCCAAAGAGUCUGGUUACUUCAAGUGCUGGAGCUUUUAAAAAGCGGCAGGAGAAACCAUUUGAUGCAAUGAACAACAUUGUGGCAAAUUUGCUGCUCAGCCUAACAAGCUCUGCAAGGUUUGAAGGAUCCCUUAAUAUGGACCUUAAUGAAAUCAGCAUGAAUUUAGUUCCUUUUCCUCAACUGCAUUAUCUUGUGUCAAGCCUAACACCUCUGUACACACUGGCAGAUGUUAACAUUCCUUCUCGAAGGUUGGAUCAGAUGUUUUCAGAUGCCUUCAGUAAAGAUCACCAGCUAAUUCGAGCUGACCCCAAACAUAGUCUCUACCUCGCCUGUGCCCUCAUGGUUAGAGGAAAUGUACAGAUUUCUGAUCUUCGCAGAAAUAUUGAAAGAUUAAAACCUUCUCUACGGUUUGUCUCCUGGAAUCAAGAAGGCUGGAAGACCAGCCUGUGUUCAGUACCUCCUGUGGGCCAUUCCCAUUCAUUAUUAGCUUUAGCAAACAACACAUGCGUGAAGCCUACCUUCAUAGAACUGAGAGAGAGAUUCACAAGGCUCUACAAAAAAAGGGCUCAUCUUCAUCACUAUCUCCAAAUUGAAGGGAUGGAGGAAAGCUGUUUCACAGAAGCCAUGUCAUCUUUAUCAGCACUCAUACAGGAAUAUAACCAACUGGAUGCCACAAAAAGCAUGCCUGCAGAAGAUUUACCUAGACUACGCGUAGCUGUGUGAAAAAGAAACCCCAAAGAUACAAUUUCUUUUUCUUAAUUUCACAUUUUUUGUCCCCUUACCUUUCUAUUUUAGAAUUUUUGUAAUUCAGAAAGCCUGAUGUGUGUUUUUCAUAUUGGGAAGGUUUUUGUCUUUAGAGUAGUUUCCAUUUAAUCACAAUUUGUUGAUGAUCCCACUGUGUGAAAUUAGCCAAGUCCUAGUGCCUUGACUUUAAACAUCUGUCUUCCAAAAGUCAUAUUUUCUAAAAUUGAGAGAACAGAGUUCUUCAACAUUUUAUUUUAUUUAUAGUCUCAUAUUUAGGCAUUUAUACAGAGAUAAUCAUGUCUUCAAUAAGUCUUGUACAGAUAUAUUUUUUAUAUUUAUUGAUAAUUUAUGUCUUCACAUUCUGUUUAAAUUCUCCUAACUCUUUAAAAGUAAAUAUGGGAGUAGAAGAACACAGUAUAAAUAUUUCUAUGUAACACCCACUAACUUCAGGAAUAGAUUUUAUUACAACUUGAGGUUUUAUUUCUUCUUUGGGUAACCACUUGUUUGCACUCAAAAGAAUCACAAUUUACAAUUAUUUUAACUUGUAUUAA
Eubalaena glacialis (North Atlantic right whale) is the source of this 2076-nucleotide messenger RNA. RefSeq names its product tubulin epsilon 1 (gene TUBE1). The coding region runs from base 77 to 1504 and encodes 475 amino acids. The record is from RefSeq and is a predicted model, not a curated record. Gene Ontology annotation, cellular component: microtubule; cytoplasm. The transcript has 12 exons. Lineage: Eukaryota; Metazoa; Chordata; Mammalia; Artiodactyla; Balaenidae. Gene Ontology annotation, biological process: mitotic cell cycle; microtubule cytoskeleton organization. Gene Ontology annotation, molecular function: GTP binding; structural constituent of cytoskeleton.